Messenger RNA from Toxotes jaculatrix (banded archerfish), 3327 nucleotides. It is a transcript of the gene dlg4b, whose product is annotated as discs, large homolog 4b (Drosophila). NCBI's taxonomy places the organism in Eukaryota, Metazoa, Chordata, Actinopteri, Toxotidae. Gene Ontology annotation, cellular component: postsynaptic density membrane; neuron projection; neuromuscular junction. Gene Ontology annotation, biological process: chemical synaptic transmission; postsynaptic neurotransmitter receptor diffusion trapping; AMPA glutamate receptor clustering. The transcript has 17 exons. Gene Ontology annotation, molecular function: kinase binding. The record is from RefSeq and is a predicted model, not a curated record. Bases 107 to 2287 code for a protein of 726 amino acids.
GGGCGACAAAGAGAGAGAGAGAGAGAGAGAGAGAGAUCGGGCAUGAGUGUGUGAGUGUGUGUGGAAAUGUGUGUGUGUGCGUGUGUGUGUGUGUGUGUGUGUGGAUAUGGACUGCCUCUGCAUUGUCACCACUAAGAAGUAUCGUUACCAAGACGAUGAGACGCCACCUGUCGACCCCAGCCCCGGUCACAUGACCCACGGACGCAGCACCGAACUGAGCCACGCACACCUGGACGGAUACACACACCCUGCAGUCACUAUGAACGGAUCAGAAGGAGAACUGGAGUAUGAGGAGAUCACACUGGAGAGGGGAAACUCUGGUCUCGGCUUCAGCAUCGCAGGAGGAACUGAUAACCCUCACAUCGGAGACGACCCGUCCAUCUUCAUCACCAAGAUCAUCCCUGGAGGAGCCGCCGCCCAGGACGGACGCCUCAGGGUGAACGACAGCAUCGUAUUCGUUAACGACGUGGACGUGCGUGAGGUCACUCAUUCCAUCGCCGUGGAGGCGCUGAAGGAGGCGGGGCCUGUCGUCAGGCUGUACGUCCUGAGGCGACGCCCACCGAGCGAACGCAUCACACAGAUCAAACUGAUGAAAGGACCGAAAGGUCUGGGCUUCAGUAUAGCAGGCGGUGUGGGGAACCAACACGUUCCUGGAGACAACAGCAUCUAUGUCACCAAGAUCAUCGAGGGCGGGGCAGCACACAGAGACGGACGGCUACAGAUCGGGGACAAAAUCCUGGCUGUGAACCAGAUGUCUCUGGAGGACGUCCUGCAUGAAGACGCCGUGUCGGCCCUGAAGAACGCGGGGGAGGUGGUCUACCUGAAGGUGGCCACACCCACCUCGCAUUACAUCCACCCUGCUGAUCGGUACAGCCCCCCCAACCUGACCAGCUCCUACAUGGAGCCUGACUACAUGUGUGAUUACCCACAAGCCCUCCCUCCUCCGUCACCACGACGAUACUCGCCGAUCCCCCGUGGCAUGAUGGGAGAGGACGACUACUCCCGGGAGCCUCGCAGAGUCUGCGUGCAGCGAGGGUCCACCGGUCUGGGCUUCAACAUCGUCGGCGGAGAGGACGGAGAGGGAAUCUUCAUCUCCUUCAUCCUGGCAGGAGGACCAGCAGACCUGAGCGGAGAGCUCCGGAAGGGGGACCAGAUCCUCAGUGUGAACGGCGUGGACCUCAGGUAUGCGACUCAUGAACAGGCAGCAGCAGCUCUGAAGAACGCUGGACAGACUGUUACCAUAGUAACACAGUACAGACCUGAGGAGUACAGUCGCUUCGAAGCAAAGAUCCACGACCUGAGGGAGCAGAUGAUGAACAGCUCGUCUGGGAGUCUGAGAGCAAACCGCAGCUUCUACGUCAGGGCCUUGUUUGAUUACGACAAACAGUGGGACUGUGGCGUCCUAUCACAAGCUCUGGACUUCAGCUUCGGGGAGGUUCUUCACGUGACGGACAGCUCCGACGACGAGUGGUGGCAGGCCCGACGAGUGAACCAGCAGGGGGAGCUGGAGGAGCUGGGAUACAUCCCAUCAAAACACAGGGUGGAGAGGAAGGAGUGGUCACGGAUGAAGAGCAAAGGUAGAGACGGCUUCGUCCACAGCUACGAGCUCGUCACUCAGGUGGAAGUGGACUACGCUCGUCCCGUCAUCAUCCUCGGUCCGACCAAAGACCGAGUCAACGACGACCUUCUGUCCGAGUUCCCUGAUAAGUUCGGCUCGUGCGUCCCUCGUGAGUGUCCAGCUUCACAUGAAACACGUCACGUGAACAAACAGGAAGUCUCUGGUGUCUCUCUCUCUCUCCCUGCAGAUACGACUCGCCCUCGGAGGGACUAUGAGGUCGAUGGGCGGGACUACCACUUUGUGUCGUCACGGGAACAGAUGGAGCGGGACAUCCAAUCGCAUCGCUUCAUCGAGGCGGGACAGUACAACAACCACCUGUACGGGACGUCGGUGCAGAGCGUGAGACAGGUGGCCGAGCAGGGGAAGCACUGCAUCCUGGACGUGUCGGCCAACGCCGUGCGGAGGCUGCAGGCGGCUCAGCUCCACCCCAUCGCCAUCUUCAUCAGACCGAGGUCUCUGGAAAACAUCCUGGACCUGAACAAGCGUUUAUCGGAGGAUCAGGCGAGGAAAGCUCUGGACCGAGCGAUCAAACUGGAGCAGGAUUUCCUCGAGUGUUUCACAGCCAUCGUCCACGGCGACAGCUUCGAGGAGGUCUACCACCUGGUCAAAGCCGUCAUCGAGGAGCAGAGCGGCCCCUACAUCUGGGUCCCCGCCCGAGACAGACUCUGAUUGGCCACUGCCAGCUGAGGACGCCUUCUCCAUGGAAACCACCCCGUCCACCUCCACCCACACCUUCCCGUCCCCCACCUCCUGCUCUGUUGGUCUUUUUACCGUCUGUGUUCUUUCUCACUCCUCGAUGAGGAGUGAGCUCAGUGAUCUGAUGGCUGCUGUAACCAUGGCAACUGAGAGAGAAGAGGGCGUACCUGCCUAUCUCUCCACCUGUCUGUGUGUCAGAGGAAAAGAUGGAGACAGAUGAUGAUUGAUUGAUGUGUUGAUUCAAUAAUCUUGUAUUAUCAGUGAAUAAUCAGAGACAGUUCAGUCAGUAUCAAAGUAUUUAUAUUAUCCUAUUUAUUUAUUUAUGUUUGUGAUGAUGAGAGUGUGUGUGUGUGUGUGUGUAUUGAUGGGGCUCAAACACAGUCUAUUCAGGGCUUAAAGUAUCAAACAACCACUGGACUACAGCUCCCACAAUCCUCUGCAUCUGGACUACAACACCCCCUCACACACACACCUGAGCUUCAGGACCUACAGUCCCUCUGUUCUUGGACUGAAACACUCCAAACCUCUGUCACCUGGACGACACCGUCCUUCUGUUGCACUACAGCUCCCACAGUCCUACAGUCUGUCUCUGUUGCAGUGGACAGUUCAAACAACAAAAAGGUGAAACUGAAAAGCUUCCGCUAUUAUGUAUGAACCUAUGGACUACAUUACCCACAGUUCCCAGCUAAAGACCACCACCUCCUGUUGAACUACAGUACCCAUGAUGCUCUGCUGCUAAACAGGACGAAAGGCAGCGGGGGGGGGGGGGGGGGGGGCACGCUGGGGGUGGAGCUUAAGCUUCAGCCUCACAUAACACACCUGGGCAUGGUCACCUGACCCUAUUACCCAUAGUGCUGUGGGAGAUUACUGUAGGAGGGAAACAUCCUGUAACCAUGGCAACAGGGACAGAUAGUGGAUCCAACAUGCUCCCAAACUGGUUUCUGAUUGGUCCACUGGGUUUUUAGACUGAAUAUCAGGGUCAUGUGAUUCAUUCUAAUAAUUAUUAUAAUAAA